Acanthamoeba castellanii str. Neff is the source of this 1770-nucleotide messenger RNA. Its product is annotated as oxidoreductase. Lineage: Eukaryota; Discosea; Longamoebia; Acanthamoebidae. The transcript is spliced from 9 exons. The record is from RefSeq and is a predicted model, not a curated record. The coding region runs from base 1 to 1770 and encodes 589 amino acids.
AUGAACAACACCACGAUGAGGAGAAACAACAACAAGAAGAACGAAGAAGAGAGGAAUUCUAGGUCGUCCGGAGGAGACGUCGUGACGACGAGCGCGAAGAAGCGUGCUGCGCCCACCACGCCCAGUGGAGGCCACAACAAGAAGAGAAAGAAGACGAAUGGCGGCAGACUAGCACCACCCCGCCCGACGGAGAAAACGAGAAAGAAAAGGCGACGACGGGAAAUCAGCGAGGAAAAGCAGGUACAAGUAGAGGCUCAAGAUGAAGGCGAAGAGGCUGUAGGAGAAGAUGAGACGGAGGAGGAGAGCCUUAGAAGGCGAGGAGGCUGUAAGCAGAUCCUCCCCUUGCAAGCGAGGCAGCAGCUCACCAAGGAGGGCCUGCGUGUCCUGAAAGAAGCGGAUCGGGCGCUACGUCGACGUAGCGGCAUCCACAAGCUUCGCCUCCAGGCCGCCGACAAGCAGCUUGUCUCGCCAUCGUGCUCUGGUGGCGGCGCGGAGGCGAGCCUCGGGCGGCUGCACCUCGGCUGGACCUGCUACGUGUGCAAGAAGCGGUACGACCAGCUCCACUUCUUCUACGACCAGCUGUGUCCGUGGUGCUCGGCCCUCAACUACUCCAAGCGGUUGGAUCGGGCCAACCUCACGGGACGAGUCGCACUCGUAACCGGAGGCAGGGUGAAGAUCGGGUUCCAAUGCGCGUUGCGGCUGUUGCGGUGCGGUGCUUCGGUGAUUGUCACCACCCGGUUCCCGACCGAUGCCGCUCUACGCUACCACGCCGAGCGCGACUUUGAGCUGUGGCAGGGCCGGCUCUCCAUCUACGGCCUGGACCUGCGCGGCAUGGGCAUGGUCCAGCUGUUCACCCAGUUCAUCGCUCACACCCACAGCAGGCUGGACAUUAUCAUCAACAACGCCGCGCAGACGAUUCGAAGGCCACCGGCCUACUAUGCGCAUCUCAUCCCGGUCGAGGCCACCCCCGUGACCCGCCUGCCCACCGGCAUCCAGCGGCUUCUCGACAACCCGUGGAAUGCGCAGAAUGCCGUCGACAUGACCCAGUUCAAGCGUGCGCUGGACGCGGUGCAAGACGCGCAGCGCCCGGGCCUUCUUCAACACGCGCCGCCCACGCCAUCGGCGGUGCUCAGUCUCAGCUCGCCCCAGCCCGGUCCUCCGCUGCGGAUCAGUGAGGCGUCAGCUUUGUCGCAGGUGCGACUGGUGCCCGGAGAGGACGACGCGAAAGCCGGCGGGGAGCUGUUCCCAGCGCGGGCGCUCGAUGCCGACGGCCAGCAGAUCGACCUGCGGCCCAACAACACCUGGUCGGCGCGGGCUCAUGAGGUCUCAGGGGUGGAGGUGAUGGAGGUGCACGCCAUCAAUGCCGUGGCGCCCUACAUCAUCACUUCGCAGCUGCUCCCGCUCAUGCUCUCCCAUUCGCCCAGGCUGGAUAAGUACGUGGUCAACGUGUCGAGCAUGGAGGGCAAGUUCACGCGCCCGCACAAGGACCACCGCCAUCCCCACACCAACAUGGCCAAGGCGGCGUUGAAUAUGAUGACCUGCACCAUGGCGGCCGACUACGCGCGCGACAACAUCUACAUCAACUCGGUGGACACGGGCUGGGUGACGAACGAACACGCGUGGGGGAAGGACGGCUGGGACGACUUCACGCCGCCCCUCGACGACAUCGACGGCGCCGCCCGCAUCCUCCAGCCCAUCUUUGAUGGCGUUGCGCGGGGCAACUUCAUGUCAGGCCUCUUCCUCAAGGACUACUCGGUCACCUCUUGGUAA